Molecule: messenger RNA, 1438 nt
Organism: Seminavis robusta
Lineage: Eukaryota; Bacillariophyta; Bacillariophyceae; Naviculales; Naviculaceae
Source: the annotation of a GenBank genome assembly
GAGCUCGAAAGAACGGAUGGAAUGUAUGGUCCACGGGGUGAUAAGUAGCUCCUGACGCGAUCCAUUGCAAGUUGGAUGAAAUAUGGCCUAUUUUCAGUUUCUAUAAGACCCAUUCAAUUGCUACGCAGUUCUUGGCAAAGGUGGUAGGGAAAUAUUUUGGAUAUUCUUCAGCAAAUGCAAAUUCCAAGGCCUGUUUUCAGUUGCUACGUUACGGUUCGAGGCCAAUCGACUUCUUGCUCACAAUUUUGCCCUCCCCCCAAGCAGAAGCUCCCAGACUAUUAUUUUUAAAAAGCCGACAAUGUUUCGCUUUGUCUCGAAAAAUCGAAAUGCCAUCCUGGCCGGAACAGGAGCCACUGUGAUGGGUGGUUACCUUUUCUUGCGUCCCAAGCAGCAUCCUGAUCGCAUUGUCAUUGUUGGAGGCGGCACCGGAGGAAUUGGCGUUGCGGCAAUGCUUCGAAAUGAAGGUAUGAAGAACGUAACUCUCAUUGAGCCAAAAGAUGUCCACUACUACCAGCCACUUUGGACCCUCUGUGGAGGCGGCGUCAAGAAUGUCUCAGAGAGUGCAAAACCCAUGAAAGAUAUUCUUCCCAAGGGUACCAACUGGGUCCAGAACAAAGUUGAAUCAUUCCAACCCACUGAGAAUAAGAUCACCACAGCCGACGGAAAGAAAAUCGAGUAUGACUAUCUUGUUGUGGCAGCAGGAAUCGAGACCAAAUUUGACCAGGUUCCCGGUCUUCAGGAGGGUCUUGAAGGCAAAGACUCUGGUGUGGUUUCAAUCUAUGAUUACAACUGGGCGGACAAGACUUUCAAGACCUUCCAAAGAGUCAGUGGCUCAGGCGCCUUUGGCGACAAGCAAAAGGCGAACUAUCUCUUUACUUUCAGUCCAACUGUUCUGAAGUGUGCAGGUGCCCCGCAGAAAAUCAUGUGGUUGUUGGAAGACACUCUACGUUCUCAGGGCAAACGGGAUCAGGCCAACAUCACCUAUUGGACCCCUGGUGGAACCAUGUUCGGUGUCAAGUACUACUCGGACAAACUCAACAAGAUCCGAGAAGACCGUGGUGUUGAGGCCAAAUUCAAGCAGCAGCUUGUCAAGAUUGACCCAGAGAACAAAGUGGCAACGUUCGAAAACGUUGACACCAAAGAAAAGGUUGAACAACCCUUUGACAUGUUGCAUGUAGCCCCGCACAUGUACGCGCCCGCCUUUCUGCAAGGAUCCCCCUUUCUGAUGCAAAGGGUUUUGUCGACGUUGACAAGCACACCAUGCAGAGCACCAAGUUCUCCAAUGUAUUUGCACUUGGAGACUGUACCAAUACUCCAAAUUCGAAGACAGCUGCUGCCAUCACCAGCCAAGCUCCUGUCCUUGUCCACAACCUUCGAAGGGAGAUUGAAGGGAAGAAGCUCGAUGGUUUCUACACUGGCUAUGACAGCUGUCCGUUGA